This is a messenger RNA of Vespa velutina, 5680 nucleotides long. RefSeq names its product MAGUK p55 subfamily member 2 (gene vari). The record is from RefSeq and is a predicted model, not a curated record. Gene Ontology annotation, molecular function: protein binding. Bases 2782 to 4149 code for a protein of 455 amino acids. Gene Ontology annotation, cellular component: plasma membrane; cell-cell junction. The transcript has 7 exons. Lineage: Eukaryota; Metazoa; Arthropoda; Insecta; Hymenoptera; Vespidae.
CGAUGCGUGUCUGGUGUUAAGAAGUCGUUAAGUCGAUUCUCAGUUUCCAAUUCUUCUUGGGUUAGUUUAACAAUGAAAGGGCGUUGACAAGCACGGCAGGAUAUCAACACAUUUUCGCCGAAAAGUCAUCGAGAUAUUCGAAAAGCUUUUCUCCAAUUUUCACCGGAUAAUUGGUUAACAGCUCGAAAAAAAAAACAAUAAAGGAUCGUAGAAAGUGAGAACAUAAUUUUUUUUUUUUGAUCUAUCCUCCUGUCAACACUUCCAUUUUCUAACAGAAUUACAUUCAAAUUUUAUUCUUACAUCAGCAUAUCAAAAUGGCAAUAUAGAUUUAUUUUUGGUGUCAUCUAACGGCAACUACGAUUAAUAUCUCUUUAUAUUUUAAUCUAAAAAAAAAGGGUUUUAUAAAUUAUGUGAAAUUUCACAUACUACACGUAUAUUGUAGACUAUUUCCUUGGUAAGUGCUAACUGUAUCUUGAUUAUUGGGUAACAACGGGAAAGAGAAAAUGGAUUACUUCUGACGUCAGAAUAAACGUCGGCUAAUUAGAGUAAUUUCGAUCAUUAUAAUAGAAUCCUCGGGUAAUGAGAGAGUAACGUUAAGAUCAAAUGACAGGAGUGAAAGUUUCGUAUGUAAUUAUCGGACAUAAUCAUUCUCCGUCGUUCUAACGAAAUCAUUGAAAUUCUAGGGCUAAAUUCGAAUGGAAACAGACAGGAAAUAAAGUCUCCCUCCGAUGUGCGUGACGUGCGGUGAGAUUUAAAAAAAGAAAAAAAAAAAAAAAAAAAAAAGAAAGAAUUUCAAGCUUAUUAUUCUCUUCUUGGACAUAGACAGAUACAUUUGAUCUUGAUUAUUGUCACGUCACGUAUUAAUUCAAUCAAAAUUUGUCUCAUCGUUAGAUUUCUUUCGAUCGACGAAUAAAAAUCUUCAUUAAAAGGAAUAUUUCUUAUUAAAUGAAAACUUCUUUUAACGUCUUUAAUAUUGAAGACAAAAAAUCGCGUUGCUCAUCCUCAGUAAUAUACGCGUAAUGAGAUCUGACCCCGUCAACUUCAUUAAUUGACCCGAUCGUCUUAGGCGCCUAUUCCGUGUGGCGUAGGCGUUCGCUUGUUCGCGCGCACACAAAUUCAAAGAGAACACGACAUGCGCACUUCUUCUUAAAGAUAGAUAGAGAGAGAGAGAGAGAGAGAGAGAGAGAGAGAGAGAGAGACACGUGUACGUAUUCUCUUUCUUUCUCUCUCAUAUACACAUAUUUAAGAGAGUAGAGCGUGUGUACAAGACGAUGUAAUUUCAAGCGAAGAGCCGGCUUUUGCAAUCACCGAUGGAGAGCGAUGGGGAGAACGUGCGCGUUGUAACUUCCUUCCUCGAUUGUAUUUGUAACAGGAUCGUAAUUAUUUUCCCACAGUGCCAUAGGUCAAUGUCUUUCCGAACAAUAUGAAUUUAAAAACGAUAGAAUAAACAAAUUUAUUCUAUCGUUUUUUAAAAGAAAUAUAUAUACAUAUAUAUAAAGUAAGUGCGCGCAUGUUUAUAAACAUCAUUGAAUGUUUUCAAAUAUUUUUCUAUCCUCGUUUUUAAGGGAAAACUAAUUUGAUCUAAAAUAAUUCACUUUUUCAUCCCCCAAGUGAAAAAAUUUAUAUACAUUAUCCUUAUUUUCUUCACUCGGAAUGAUACAAAUUUUGUAUGAACUUUUGUAAUUUAAAAAAAGAAAAAAAGAAAAAAAAAUCGCUACAUAUAAAUCGUUAAAUAUAAAAUUUCUACGUUUGAAUUGACUUUCGUUCGACAUCGUCAAUUUCAUUUGAAUGUAUGACAUUUAAUGUCAAACGUAAUUUUACCAUCGGUAAGGGUAAGAAAGAGUAAAGUAAACUAACGAAUGAAAAAAAAAACAAAUUUGAUUGAAAUUUCGUGUCGCGCGAAAGGAGAGAAAGAAGAAAAAAGAAGAAAGGAAAAGAAAAAAUUUGUAUACUUCUCAUGGCACUGAAGAAUAUUUUAUACGUCCCUGUUGUCGUAUGCGAACGUAGCGGUGCGUCGCAUGCCAGAGAGUCGUGGCAAAGCAGGAGAAGAAGAAGGGCCCCCACCUGUUUCAGAAAGUCGAACGGACUGAACGGGCUGCCUAUGCGGAGGGGAAAAACGUCAGUAGUAGGCGCGGCAGUUUUCAGACGCUGCUACCUCAGCGUACACCUCUUUUACGACACAUUCUUUUCUUUCUUUCUUUCAUUCUUUCUUUUAUUCGUUCUUCCUUUCUUGUACGGAAAGACUUUUCUUUUUUUGUUUUUUUUUUUUUUUUAAUCAAAACGAAAGGAGACCUUUGACCCCUGGUGCGUUAAAACAGUGUGCUUCUACGAGUAUAUAUAUAUAUAUACAUACAUAUAUAUAUAUAUAUUCUCUCUAUCGUGACGUUACACGUUCUAUCUACAAAAACUACGGCGAUCAAUAUCAACGUUGUACGUUGCUCUUCAUCGAGGCCACUGACUCGUUUCAACGAACUACGUCCAGUUCAACGAAGACGCGAGAUUAAAAGAAGCUUCACAGGAUAUUCACAUUAUUUGUUUCCUUUUUCUCAGGUCCAGGAACGUCUCGAAGACGGCCCGGUCCCUGUAGAACCGGUAUGCUCUUCUGUCUGUGACAUCGUCGACGAGGUCUGCCACGAGCUUCAAUCCUAUAGAAACGAAUACGGCCGUGAAUUGGUAGCUCUGUUGAGAAACUCCCACUUGAAGGCGCUCUUAGAGACUCACGACGCUGUCGUGGAACGUAGAGAAGCUUCACCGAUUUCAGAACCAAUUCCAUCUUUAGUUAUGCCUUCCGACGAGAGAACGGAAGUCAUGAGAGUCGUUGGACUUACAAGACAACCCGACGAACCAUUGGGUCUGACAGUGCAAGUUGACGAGUCUGGCAACUUGAUAAUAGCCAGGAUCCUUGGUGGUAGCACAGCAGCAAGACAAAGACUCUUAAGAAUAGGCGAGGUGAUCUUGGAGGUGAACGGAAAGCCUGUUCACAAUCCCGAUGAAUUGCAACAGGCCAUACACGAGGCUAAAGAGAAUCUCUUUUUAAAAUUGGCCCCUGGAAUAGCUAAUGACGGCAGUAGACCGCUCAAGUCCACGUGUUACAUGAGAGCUCUGUUCGAUUAUGAGCCAUCAGAGGAUACUCUCUUACCAUGUAAAGAAAUAGGUUUGCGUUUUAACAAAGGUAACGUCCUACAAAUAGUGGACCAAGCCGAUCCAAAUUGGUGGCAGGCACGAAGAGUCGAAGGUGACGGAUUGAGUUCAGCCGGUCUUAUACCGUCCUUGGAAUUGGAAGAACGGAGGAAGGCUUUCGUUCCGCCUGAGGCAGAUUUCGUUCACAAAAUAAGUAUUUGUGGGACGAGAAUCUCAAAGAAAAAAAAAAGGAAGAUGUAUCAGUCGAAAUCCAACGGGGAAUUCGACGGUGCUGAAUUGCUUCUUUAUGAGGAAGUUGCUAGGAUGCCACCUUUUAGACGUAAGACUUUGGCUUUGGUUGGACCACGUGGUGUUGGUAGACGAACACUGAAGAACAGGCUAAUAAAUAGUGAUCGAGAAAAAUUUGGCACGAUCGUACCAUAUACAUCUCGACCUCCCAGAGUUCUCGAAGAAGAUGGAAAAAGUUAUUGGUUUACUGAUAGAGAAAGUAUGGAAAGAGAUAUUAGAGAACAUCGGUAUUUGGAAUAUGGUGAACAUGGUGGUCAUUUAUACGGAACAAAAUUAGACUCUGUUCGGGAAUUGAUAAGAGCGGGAAAAAUGUGUGUCCUUGAUUGUAGCCCUGCAGCAUUGAAGAUCCUUCAUAAUAGUACAGAAUUUAUGCCUUAUGUUAUCUUCAUAGCAGCACCAGGAAUGGAGCAAUUAAAAAGUUUAUACGAUCUUGGAAGGUCUACCGGAGCCAGCAGUCGAAAUCUGACGUUUGACCGGCAGAGUUCGAUAAGGUACAGCUCGAGGAGGGCCAGAACACUAGAAUCUCUUGCAUCUUUAUAUGAGGAAGACGAUUUAAAAUCGACUCUGGAGGAAUCGGCGGCUUUACAAAGGGCCUACGAAAAAUACAUCGAUCUUGUGAUCAUCAACGAAGAUUUCGAUCAAACCUUUAGACAAGUAAUCGCAGCUUUAGAUGCUUUGGCGACUGAACAUCAAUGGGUUCCAGUCAAUUGGAUAUAUUAAUCGAAAGUAUGAAUCGACGUAAACGAAGUUUUCGUCUUUGUAAGAAAAUUCUUCACGAGUUUUGUAUUAACAAUUAUAAGUGAGAAUGAGCGAAUUAAUAAUUACUGCCGAUUACACGGUUAAAAACCGUUAAUUUCGAUAGGUUACUUAGGAAAAAAUCAAGCGAAGACUUGAUUAAAAUAACGCUUGAACGAUAUUCGAUAAAGAUCUAUUCGUUCAAUCGCCAUAUCUGAUAAGAAUCGACACGUGGAAUGUGAAAUUUCAAAAUGACGUUUACUUAUUCAAAAGAAUAGCAAAUGACGGAAGAAUAAUUAUGAUUUCGUCUUUAACAUUUAAAAGAUUAUUAUUAAUCGGUUCCAUUUCUUUAUUAAUUUGUUAUAAUUAUUUAUGCGAAUAUUAAAUAUAUCGCCUAAAAAUAGGCCAUAUUUUGUAAUUUCGUCUAAUUAAGUAACAAAUCUUUUAUGUCUCUUAUGACUAGCAACGUAUCGAUACAUUAUAACUCUAAUAAGAUAAGCAUAUGUGUAUGUUGCUAUAUCAUAAGUUACUUAGAAAUACCACCAGGUGUAAUAUUAAAUAUUCUCAUAAAAUAAUUAUAAAUCAGUUAUAAAAAAGAAUCGUUCAGUGUCCUAAUCAGAUUCGUGUUUCAAGAAGUAUCGAUAUAAUUUUCUCAAUUCCGAAUUAGAAUGUUUCAUGACGUUGUAGGAAGUACAAUCGUAGAAUUUAUGUUAAUUUUUGUUUGUUUGUUUUUUUUUUUUUUUUUUUGUUAGUUUAUAAACAAGAUCAUUUCGCCAUUGUCAAAGCAUUUAUUCGGAUUUUAAUUGUCUUUUAAUUGAAAAUAUUUUGCGACGUUUCAUUUUGUGAUUUUUUUUUUGUUUCUUUUUUAUAAAAUGAUGUUGUAACAAGCAGGCGAAGUCUUGUUUUUAAUCAAGUUUGAUCGAUUGGAUCGAUUAAACUUAAGGAUUAUACCGCCGUCCAAUUAUUUUUAAGAUAAUAUACGUUUCGUAUUUUAAGUUAAUAUCAUUUUUCUGUGCAGGAUCACGUACUUUAUACUUAUCAUUGAUCGAAAACGAUCACGUUCUCUUAUAAUAGAUAGGUGAAAUAUUAAUUGUAAGAUUUCGUUAAUUAAUUUCAUUUAUUUUUUCCUGUUUUAUAUAUGUAUAUUCUAUUCAAAUCGCCUUCGAUGUUCAUACAUGCUAAAUCAUAUAUUCCUGGCAUAUAUAUAUAUAUAUAUAUAUAUGUAUAUAUAGUGCCUUAAAGAAGCGCAUUCUCUUAUUAAGAGUUUGACGCGAAGACCUACUUUUUUUUUCAAGAUAAAUGUCUUAUGUGCGAGUUUUAUGUAAGUAUUAACAUAUACAUUUUCUAACGUAUAGCACACUCAUGGACAUACAUAAUAGAAAUUAAAAUAAAAUCAUGCACUUGCGUAUAAGGAAAAUAUGAUGAAAGAACGGAAUGCAUGUAUCGAACGGUGCGAUUUUGAUCGGACCAAAUGAUACGCGAAAUGAAUAAAAUUUAUCAAAUAUUUGUUAUGGAA